ACUCUGGCUCCUCUGAACCAGGUCUUUGGCCUCUUCUGUUCUGUUCUGGACUGGACCGGACUGUACUGGACCAGAGGAUGAUGAGGAGUGUGUGAUCUGGUUUCUGGUGUUUAAACUGGACACUCCGCUCCUCAGCUGAACCAGAACUGUUCUAAACCGAGCCGGACCAGAACUGAACAUCUAAACAAACAGGUGAGGUGCAGUCCGCUCCGGCGUAGUCCGCUCCGGUCAUGCAGUCGCUGAAGCGGGAGAUCCAGAGUUUCUCUCGGACUCGGCUGAGGAAACAGUGCACGCGCGUGACGUCGCUGAGCGGCCGACGCAUCAUCGAGACCUGGAAAGGUUCCACCAUCACUGUGGUGGAAGACUCCGCCCCCACAGAGAAGAUGCUGGGAUACGUCCCCGACACUUCCUGGGACCUGCAGGUGGGCGUGGUCAAACCCUUCCUGCUGCUGGUCAUCCUGGAUUACAUCCAGAUUAAAGGCGUGGUUCUGGUCCACUGUAACACCGGCGUGUCCCGGGCACCGUCUGUGGUCAUCGCCUACCUGAUGUCACGUGACGGUCGGUCUUUCGACGACGCCCUCUCAUUGGUCAGAUCGGCUCGGCCCGCCUCCUCGCCCAACCCCGGCUUCCUGGAUCAGCUGAAAAGCUUCAGAACAGAGACGGCGGCGAACGGAUCCAGACCCUGAGGAUGAGGAGGGAAUAAUCAUGAUGAAGAUUUACGUUUGAAUUUCAUCACAUUAGAAAAAGUCUGAUGUAAAACAUGACACGGAUUUGAACCCAAAAUGACUUCAGCUUUUCAGAGCAGUUAGAUUACAAUGUUGUUUCCAGACAGAAAAUCAAUAAAAGUCUC
Solea solea (common sole) is the source of this 850-nucleotide messenger RNA. RefSeq names its product dual specificity protein phosphatase 19-like. Lineage: Eukaryota; Metazoa; Chordata; Actinopteri; Pleuronectiformes; Soleidae. Gene Ontology annotation, biological process: protein dephosphorylation; regulation of MAP kinase activity. The record is from RefSeq and is a predicted model, not a curated record. Bases 231 to 686 code for a protein of 151 amino acids. The transcript is spliced from 4 exons. Gene Ontology annotation, cellular component: cytoplasm. Gene Ontology annotation, molecular function: JUN kinase phosphatase activity.